Messenger RNA from Corvus hawaiiensis (hawaiian crow), 5337 nucleotides. It is a transcript of the gene RHOBTB2, whose product is annotated as Rho related BTB domain containing 2. Bases 813 to 3068 code for a protein of 751 amino acids. The transcript has 10 exons. Gene Ontology annotation, biological process: small GTPase-mediated signal transduction. Lineage: Eukaryota; Metazoa; Chordata; Aves; Passeriformes; Corvidae. The record is from RefSeq and is a predicted model, not a curated record. Gene Ontology annotation, molecular function: protein binding; GTPase activity; GTP binding.
AGCCCUGCUCCCUCUGGGAAGAGCUUUUCCUUAGGGGGGAACUCCAAUUUCUCGGCAUCUUGGGUUAUUUUUGCUCUCCGGUGGGGUUUGGAGCUGUUUCCUGGAGAGAAGUGAUGGUGGGGAAGGUGGGGAAGGUGGGGAGGGGGUUUGAAAAGGUUCAGCCCCUCCUGGGGUUGGUCUCGUGGGUGAGGGGCUGUGACUCCCCCCUCUGUGGGGCCAACAGAGCCCCCCUAUGAGGUUCUGCUUUAUCGAGAACCCCCUUUUUGUCCCCACUGCUGUCCCCCUCUUCCUCUCCUCACGGCCGGCGCUGAUCCCAUAAGGAUUUAGCCCUUAAUUCCCAUGAGGACUUUCUGAGCAGGCUGGGCUGGGGGUGGGCUGAGCUCCCCAGGAGGGACAAACAUCCCAAGUACCAGCUGCCGUUGCCAUUCCCUGUGCCUUCCCCCUCCAUCCCAACGAGCUCGGCUGACUCGGGAGCACAGCUGGGCCUAAAAAUAACCACAGCAACGCUCCCUGAGCACUCACACCCCUCCACGCCGGAGAUCUCCUGGAUCUCCUGGUCCUAUGGAGCCCAGCUGAUCCCUGGGAGGAGCAAGAGUCCGGGGAUGGCAGCAGAUGGGGAUGCCUGAGGUGGAAAUGGAUUUUGAGGGGUUAUCAGGGAAGGAGCCCACCUGCCCUGCCUCCUUUUCGCCGAGGAGGCUGCUGCUCCUGGUUUUCAAUGCCCUUUGGGAUGAAUUCCCUGCAUCCCAAAGGAUGGAGGGGGCGUGGAAUGCGGCGACAGCUACUCGGAGAAGUUCUGCCUUGGGACCAGCCCGAUGUGGAAACGCUGGCAGCCGGAGCAACCUGGGUCCCAAUUAAUGGAUUCUGACAUGGAUUAUGAGAGGCCAAACGUAGAAACCAUCAAGUGCGUCGUGGUCGGGGACAACGCGGUGGGCAAGACCCGGCUCAUCUGUGCCCGCGCCUGCAACGCCACCUUGACCCAGUACCAGCUCCUCGCCACCCACGUGCCCACGGUGUGGGCCAUCGACCAGUACCGCGUCUGCCAGGAGGUGCUGGAGCGCUCCCGGGAUGUGGUAGACGAUGUCAGCGUGUCCUUGCGCCUCUGGGACACCUUUGGUGACCACCACAAGGACAGGCGCUUUGCUUACGGCAGGUCCGACGUUGUGGUUUUGUGCUUCUCCAUCGCCAACCCCAACUCCCUGCACCAUGUGAAGACCAUGUGGUACCCGGAGAUCAAACACUUCUGUCCCCGCGCCCCCGUCAUCCUGGUGGGCUGCCAGCUCGACCUGCGCUACGCCGACCUGGAGGCCGUCAACCGGGCACGGCGACCCUUGGCCAGGCCAAUCAAACCUAACGAGAUCCUUCCCCCGGAGAAGGGCAGGGAGGUCGCCAAGGAGCUGGGGAUCCCUUAUUACGAGACGAGCGUGGUGGCCCAGUUUGGCGUCAAGGACGUCUUUGACAACGCCAUCCGUGCCGCCCUCAUCUCCCGCCGCCACCUGCAGUUCUGGAAGUCCCACCUGCGCAACGUGCAGCGGCCCCUGCUCCAAGCCCCGUUCCUGCCCCCCAAGCCCCCUCCUCCCAUCAUCAUUGUCCCGGACCCCCCUUCCAACAACGAGGAGCGUCCAGCCCACCUCCUGGAGGACCCCCUGUGCGCGGACGUCAUCCUGGUGCUGCAAGAGAAGAUCAAAAUCUACGCACACAAGAUCUACCUCUCCACCUCCUCCUCCAAGUUUUACGACCUGUUCCUCAUGGACCUGAGCGAGGAGGACCAGCAGAGCACCGCAGGGCACGGCUUCGGGGUGGCCGUCACCGCGGCCGCCGAGCGGAUGCUGCACCAGGAGGAGAGGCACCACGGGCGGGAUUUCCUCCUGCGGGCCGCCAGCUUCGACAUCUGUGAGAGCGCCGAGGAGGCCGGACCCGGCCAGCGCAAACCGUGCCUUAGAGCCUCCACCAGUGACGGGAUCCUGCGGGGCAACCACUACGAGAACGGCGAGCGCGGGCUGCGGCGGGGCCGGAACCUCUCCUCGUGGAGCCGGGCCUUCACCAGCAUCCAGGAGGAGAUGGCCGAGGACCCGCUGACCUACAAGUCCAAGCUGAUGGUGGUGGUGAAGAUGGACGCGUCCAUCCAGCCGGGUCCUUUCCGGGCCGUGCUGAAGUACCUGUACACGGGCGAGCUGGACGAGAACGAGCGGGACCUCAUGCACAUCGCUCACAUUGCUGAGCUGCUGGAGGUGUUCGACCUGCGCAUGAUGGUGGCCAACAUCCUCAACAACGAGGCGUUCAUGAACCAGGAGAUCACCAAAGCCUUCCAUGUCCGGAGGACCAACCGGGUGAAGGAAUGCCUGGCCAAGGGGACUUUCUCGGAUGUCACCUUCGUGCUGGAUGAUGGUGCUAUCAGUGCCCACAAGCCCCUGCUCAUCUCCAGCUGCGACUGGAUGGCCGCUAUGUUCGGCGGCCCCUUCGUGGAGAGCUCCACCAACGAGGUGGCACUUCCUCACACCAGCAAGAGCUGCAUGCGGGCGGUGCUGGAGUACCUGUACACGGGGCAGUUCAGCUCCAGCCCCGACCUGGACGACAUGAAGCUCAUCAUCCUCGCCAACCGCCUCUGCCUGCCGCACCUGGUGGCUCUCACAGAGCAGUACACGGUCACCGGCCUGAUGGAGGCGGCGCAGAUGAUGGUGGACAUCGAUGGGGACGUGCUCGUGUUCCUGGAGCUGGCUCAGUUCCACUGCGCCUACCAGCUCGCCGACUGGUGCCUGCACCACAUCUGCACCAACUACAACAACGUCUGCCGCAAGUUCCCGCGGGACAUGAAGGCCAUGUCAGGAGAAAACCAGGAGUACUUCGAGAAGCACCGCUGGCCGCCGGUGUGGUACCUGAAGGAGGAGGAUCACUACCAGCGGGCGAAGAAGGAGCGGGAGAAGGAAGACUACCUCCACCUCAAACGGCAGCCCAAGAGGCGGUGGCUCUUCUGGAACGCCUCCUCCUCCCCUUCUUCCUCUCCUUCAUCGUCGGCAGCCACAGCCUCCUCUUCCUCCUCCUCCUCCUCCUCCUCCUCGGCUGUGGUUUGAAAGCCCGUCCUUGCCCUGGCUCCAGCGUCCCUGGGAGGAGACGGGGAGGAGGAGGAGGAGGAGGAGGAGGAGGAGGAGGAAGGGGGGGAUGCCCUGCCCCAGCGCCAGGCGAGGAGCGGCACAAGCCCCGGAGCAGACGCGGCACCGCAGGGGCGGUCCCUGGGGAGGGGCUCGGGGCCAGCCCCCGGCGCUCCUGGAGCGCUGCUCUCCCCGCGGCAGAGCCCGAGCAGCAGGAGGAACUCACGUUUACAGGAGCACGAGGGCUGUGUUGUGGUUUCAUUUUGGAAUUUUUGUUGGAAAAUUUGUCUUUUUUUUUGGAACAUCAGCAGCAUGAGGAAGAAGGAGGAGAAGGAGAAGAAGAUGAAGAAGCACAUCCCGCUUCCACUUUGAUUUGGAACCAGAAGCUCUGCGAUGUGGUUUGGGUGUCUGAUGGCAUCUCGCCACCCGGAGCCACCGUGGGGGUCCUGCCACCCCCCUCGACUCACAGCAGGGUCAGGCACAGGGCAGGGGACCCCAGUCCCCAAAUGCCCCCAGGCACUGCAGCAUCUCCCCUACAAGAGGGGUCUGUCCUAAUUCAGGGCACGGAGGGGACCGGAGUCCUCUCCUGCCUGUUCUUAACUCUUCAGUUUUGUUUAGACAGAAAAUUUAAAGCAAAAAACCCUGACCCAAUCCCAAUCCCAAUCCCAUUCCCUCAACCUGCCACAGCAGAAACCAACCCCGAGCCCUCCGCUUGGGAUUUUAGCCUGGAAGGCUCCAUUGUAAUAAAUGGUGUUUUAAAAGCCCGGCGUGGUCCCUGUGUGUGUGGGGGGAGCAGCUGGACACGGCACAUCCUUGUGCCAGGCUUGGGGUGAUGCCAUCACCCCCUGCCAGCGCUCCUGGGACGGGCAGGGACAGCGAGGCCUUGCAGGACCCAAACCCCUGGUACAACACGAGGUGGCUUUUCCAUCGGACUGACUCUGCAUGUCCCACCUGUGUCCCUGCAGGGCUGCCAGGCAGGGCAGGAGGCACCCAAACCUCCCCAGCCCUCCCCAGCUGCGAUGGGGAAAACUCCUCAGAGCCCAUCCCUGGCAGAGGCUGCUGCUGGAGGAGCACCUGGGGAUGCCCCCGGUGUCCCACUCCAAACUGCUCCUCUUCCCAGCUGGCCCCGUGGAGCGCCUUGGAGCCUCUCAUUCCGCACGCCCGCCCUCAGCCACGGAUGCAGGAGCGAGGUGGCAGCUCCAGCGAGCUCACCCUCGGUGUCCUCACCCUCGGUGUCCUCACCCUCGGUGUUCUCCCCCUUGGCAGCCCCAGCGAGCAGGUAGGACCACGGCUUUCUUUCCCUUUCCAACGAUCCGGGCACUCACCGCUGCUUCCGAGUCCUGUUCGCCCUCCCCGGGCCAGGACCCGAGCCUGGCACUGAGCCCUGCAUGUGCCUGGCUCUGUGGGAGCUCCUGCCCGGCUUUGCACGCUCGGGGGGCACGGGGGAACCCCCGGGAGAGGCCCCCGGGCACGAAUCCUCCGGGCAGGUCAGCGCCAGCUCCUGCUUUUCAGCCCGGCCCCGCGCUCUGAUAAAUCCCCUCCGCAGUGCAAGGGCUGGGGAGCAGCUCCAGGGGCUUUUUUGGGGGGUGAGCAGAGCCCUUUUCUCACUGAGCACUGCAUGGAUUUGCACCACAGCUACUGCAGCACACAGAGCCCUGGCCGGGUGGGCCGGAGCCCCCCAGAGCAGCUCCGGGUCAGCGCUGCUGCUCCCACCCCCGGCACGAGGGACAGAGGGACAGAGGGACACAGGGACAGGUGUCACCUCCUGCUAUGGCAGGGGACAAAGCACGGGACUCUGGUGUGGGGUAAAUAAAGGCCAGGGUGGCUGCUGAGGGCUUUCCCUGGCAGAAGGGACCCUUGGGGACUGGUGGGGACCAUUCCUGGUGGGAUUCCGGGGUGGCUGAGCAUUGAUUCCAUGGGCUGAGUCCUCAGUGCCACAUGGAGCACCUGGUGUCCACUGGGACCCUGGACCUUGGUGUCCUCUGGGACCCUCACCAGAGUUGGGGGGGGGGGGGGAGAAUAAAAAAAAAAAUCAAACCAGGAGGAUUUUUUUGGUUUUGUUUUUUUUUAAAAGUUAACUUCUUCCUUCAUAAACAGAGAAAUGUAAAAAAACUGGAAAUAGCAAACUGGCUGGGCCAGAGCUCUGUACAAAACCACACAACCAUGCAUAACAAAAAACCGAUAUUUUUAUAUAACUUUUAAGUUAAUAUAUGUAAUGUUUACGGUUGCUAAAUAAAUAAGUACAAAACUG